Molecule: messenger RNA, 858 nt
Organism: Trypanosoma cruzi
Lineage: Eukaryota; Euglenozoa; Kinetoplastea; Trypanosomatida; Trypanosomatidae
Exons: 1
Coding region: 1-858 (285 amino acids)
Source: RefSeq, a predicted model, not a curated record
AUGAACGAUGGAGUGGAGAAUGCGGGGCCGUCUACCGACACGGGGGCCGACUUGUCCAUCAAAACAAUUAUGGAGCAGCAACGCGUCAUUGCCACCCUCCGCGAGAUGAUUACAGCCAUGAAGUCGCGGCUGUCGACACUUGAGGCUGCCGCAUCCAAUGAGGUGGCACAUCCCUCUGCUACCGCUACCGGGAAUUGUGACAAGGACGCCUCUCUGCACCAAAAAGAGAAUGUGCGGCUUAGCCGCUUAGUGGAGCAGUUGACCAGCGAACGCGAUGCGACAACAGCAAAGUGCGCGGAGCUGGAGGCUGCCGUUGAGAAAGGGGACUGUCGGAUGGCGGAGGCUCUCAAAUGCUGCAGACGGUUGAAGCAGAUGGAGGGAGAAUUGCGCACGACACGCUGCCUUUUGAACUUUACCGAAUCGCGUUACAGGGAGACGGAGCUGGACUGUAGGCGGCUGAAGGAGGAGAUGGAGGCCUUGUCGUUUGAGCGUUCGCGCUGGAAGGCUCUUGCGAUGACCAUUACAAACCGACUUGACACCGUUACGCGGGAGCGAGCGCUCAUGCACAUCAGCUCAUUGGAGCGUGAGCAGAGCAUGCGGACAGCAGAGCGCCGAGCAGUUUCCCCAAACAGCAAUGCCAAUACGACUGCGGCGGCAAUUGCCAGUGAUAAUGUGACAUCUCUCCCAACAUUUGACGCCAUGGAGCUGAUUUCCGCGUGGGGUACUCAACAAACUGCCCCAUUACCACCACUCCCGCGCGGUGUAGUCAACGACGGUACCAGGCGUUCUUCACCGGCCUUGCCAUCUAGGAGUAUUACCCCGCGACGUAAAGGCGGCCGCUAUUUGGUACCACUGUAG